Messenger RNA from Vicia faba (fava bean), 966 nucleotides. Lineage: Eukaryota; Viridiplantae; Streptophyta; Magnoliopsida; Fabales; Fabaceae. The record is from the annotation of a GenBank genome assembly.
AUGGAAGAAGAAAAGGAAGAGGUGAAGGCAAUGGUCUCAUCACAACCAGAACCAGAUACCCAACUCACCAAUGUUGAUGUGAAACAGUACUCUUCGCCUGAUGACUUAGAGACCUUCUACGUCAAACUCACUGACUUGUUGGACUCCUCUGGAUACACUCUCAUUUUGAAUGUGAGAAAAACAUGCAUAGAUUUGUACCAGUUUUACUUGGAGGUCACCAAAAGAGGAGGCUAUCACCAGGUUCGUAAGGAAAAGAAAUGGGGUGAAAUUGUUUCAGCACUAAAACUGGAAGGAAACAAUGCAAGGUUUCCUGCAUCUCAAACUGCAACUGGCAGCACCAAAGGUUCAGCUAAAAGGAAGCAGGGAUCAACAUCAAGUUUGUCCCAAUUAAUGGAUGAUGGAGAUUAUCCGACAGAGGCAGAGAUAUCAAAGGACUGCCCUACCAAAGUGACAGCAAUACCUGAAGUGCUCCUACAAACACCAUCAAAGGACAAAGAAAAGAAGAAAAAGCGAGGUUGUCCUACGGGACGAAGUGGUUAUCAAAUUUUCCUCAAGCAGGAAUGUGCCCGAUUAAAAGCUUCUGGUCAGGACAUAGAUAGCAAAGCCAUCCUGCGCAUGGCUGUGGAAGAAUGGAAUAAGUUGUCAGACAUUGAUAAACAGCCAUAUGUGGAGGAAAGCAAGAAGAUGAAGGAACAGAAGAAGGAUGCAUUGAUGACUGACAAUAAUAAACAGAAGAGCAUUCAAGAUCUUAAGAAGGAUGAAAAGAAGGCUAAUGUGUGUUGUGGUGACUACUACUAUGUAACUUUGCAACCUCAAGCAAAUAACCCUCUUGUCAACAAUGCAGUAGUGGACUUGGCUUUUAAAAUGACAGAAAAAACAUCCAAGGACCCCUUCUUCCCAUUUGAUUUGGAUGCUUAUCGUUCAGUAGAUUUGCUAACUGGGUUAGCAAUAGGAGAACCCAAAUAA